UCAUGUCGUCUGACGAAGGAAAGCUGUUUGUUGGAGGGCUCAGCUUUGAGACAACCGAGCAAAGUCUGGAAGAAGUGUUCGGUAAAUACGGACACGUAUGUGAGGUGGUUGUGGUGAAGGAUCGGGAGACCAAGAGAUCCCGUGGCUUUGGUUUCAUCACCUAUGAAAAUUGUGACGAUGCGAAGGAUGCCUUGCAGGGGAUGAUGAAUGGAAAGACUGUGGAUGGACGUCAGAUUCGUGUUGAUCAUGCUGGGAAGUCCUCCAGUGACAGGCGAGGAGGCUACAGAGGCGGCUCAUCUGGAGGAAGAGGGUUCUUCCGUGGAGGUAGAGGUCGUGGUGGUGGUGACCGUGGUUAUGGAAGCAGCCGGUUUGACAGCAGAAGUGGAGGCUAUGGUGGUGGAUCCCGGGAUUAUUAUAGCAGUGGCAGGAGUCAAGGAAGUUAUGGUGAUCGCUCCUACAGAGACAGUUAUGACAGCUAUGGUAAGUCAAAGCAGAGGGGUGUAAUGUGA
Messenger RNA from Staurois parvus, 509 nucleotides. The record is from the annotation of a GenBank genome assembly. Lineage: Eukaryota; Metazoa; Chordata; Amphibia; Anura; Ranidae.